Messenger RNA from Desarmillaria tabescens, 2352 nucleotides. RefSeq lists its product as uncharacterized. Gene Ontology annotation, molecular function: protein binding. Bases 74 to 2119 code for a protein of 681 amino acids. The record is from RefSeq and is a predicted model, not a curated record. Lineage: Eukaryota; Fungi; Basidiomycota; Agaricomycetes; Agaricales; Physalacriaceae. The transcript has 11 exons.
CCUACCUCUCAACCGUGACAUUGAACACGGUCGUCUGCAGUCGUCUAAGUCUUUCGACUCUCCUGCAGCAAAUAUGCAGACGAAACGGUCUAAAGCAACUGUAGUAUCCUCCAAACGGAAUGGUUCUGCCGAUGAAGAUUCCGAUAAGUGGCAAUCGGAGGACAAUGACACCGAGAAGGGAGGCGUUGAAAUCAAUGGUAGCAGCGAAGUAGUGAAGCAACCUAGCUCAGUGAAGCGAAGACGAGUAAUUUCGAAUACGGCAGCAAUGUCAAAGCAAAUGAAGGCAAAGGUCACAGAAACUAAACGGAAGUCAACUGGGAAGAAACGGCGAGACCUGAGUCUGUUACCGACGAUGCCACUCGAUAUUCUGUUCACAAUCUGUACAAUGCUUUCUCCUCGAGAUCUCAUCAAUCUAUCGCGGACCGACGCAACUUUCUGUCGUACUCUGACCGCGAACAAUGUAUCAUUCGUUUGGAAGGCGGUGAGGGAAGCUGAAAGCGGGAUCGUAUCUCCUCGAGGAAUUCCUGAAUACCGGUGGGUAGACCUGUUAUUUGGAAAGUCAUAUUGCGACCUCUGCUACGCAAAUCAUGCCUCUGUCGACUGGACGCUUCGCCGACGUGUCUGUACACGUUGCUUGAAGGCAAACUUGAUCGCUGCAUUAAGGGUUAAAAGGCGUUUUCCUGGUGUCAAUGCUGAUGCAUUGAGUCUAAUUCCGCUCACUAAUACUGGACGGGGAGGAAUGUGUGCAUACAACGGAUACUAUUGGAUUUCUGAUAUUACGGACAUCCAAGCUAAAAUCAAGGAGCUGGAAGUAGGCCCCGGGUCCUCCGAACGUCUGGCCAACUUUCGAAAGGAGCGGAAAAAGCUGGUUGAAGACAUGACUAAAGGCGCGAUACAAUGUAAAGAAUGGACUCUCACUAACUCUCGGAAGAACGCUCGUGAAUCGGAUCUUCGGAAAGAUGAAAGAUUUUCUAUGAUAAAGACUCGACUACUUGACUUGGGUUAUACCGAGCAGGACGUCGAGGCCGUGAGAUGGGAAUCGUCGGUUAUACGCGACGCUGAACUCACGUCACAGAGUUGGACCAGGAUGCGUCCGUCUCUCGAGGCGGUGAUCAAAGCCUACCGUGUUCGGAAAGCCAAAGCUGCCCGUAGCCUGGCCCUACGCGAGCGUGCUUCAAUCGUCGAGGACAUUCUCAAAACGUACAAGCAGCAAUUUUUGCCCAUAGUAUGGCGAGAAAUGCCCUCACUCAUAGAUGUCUGCAUGUUCCCUGCAUUUAAGGACGUUUUGGAGCUGCCCACCGAGACAAUAAUCAACGAAGCCAGUUUUGCCGAUGCCAUGAACGAGCUCCCAGACCUGAUCGCGGACUGGCAACAACGAAGAGUAUCCAAGCUGCGAGCCUUAAUCCCAUCUCAGGAAACUGGACAAAUUGAUCCUUUGAAGUUGGCAACAACGGUGUUUUCUUGUCAAUCCGAUUGUCGUGCUAUUAUCACAGAUGCAGAUGUUUGGUGGCAUCAGUGUAAAACAUACAGAUCAAUAGGUCGCCAAGUCGCAAACGUUGAUGAUCUGUAUAAUGCCCCGGGGAACACGGAGCUCUCAUUUGAUACGACGCGAUCCGUCAUGGCUGCUUCUCUAGUACGGCUUGCUUCUCGUGAUCCCGCUACGACGACCGCGGAGGAUAUGGAUAUUCUAAAGCUCGAGUUUCUUUGUAUGAACGAUCCAGUUAGCACGUAUGAUCUCGCCAACGGAGAAGGCAAGUGCAUGGGGCGUCGCGUCCUCUCUUGGAGGGAAUGUGUUCAAAGAAACACCUCUCUAACUUACAAUCAAGGCUCAGACUUUCGUCUUCUUACGUCAGAGGAUGAGGUGAAGAAGAUGCGAGUUGUUAGAAGUGUAUUUAACUGGACCUCGUCAUUGUUUCACUGUCAGCAUUGCACUAGCCAUGUUGAUCCACAGCGGUAUGAGCAUGUCACUAAACAUCUCCAAGAUGUGCAUGGCAUUGGCGAUCCCCUGAUUGAUCGUGAUUUGUUCUUGACUCCUGGUGCGGACAUGCCAGUGGCACAAUGUCCGCCGUUGUAUAUCGUGGAAUUUUGGAGGGAUCCGAGUCCUUAUGCGUGGCUCUAGCAGGACUCCGUCACUUCUUUGACCUGUUGGAACUGCGAUGGUGACAUCAACAGAUAUUUGACCCUGAUACCACGAUGAUUCAUUCCACAUUUUGCCUUAAUCUUGAGCUACGAUGUUGAACAUCAUUAUUAUGUAUAUAUUGUGAAACAUAGAUACUUUUCGCAGCUUUCCGGAUUUCUUAACGCUUUGAAAACUUAACUUGGUUGUUCGGUCCUGUCCUUGAGAGGAUCCCA